Aspergillus luchuensis is the source of this 708-nucleotide messenger RNA. RefSeq lists its product as uncharacterized. The transcript is spliced from 2 exons. Gene Ontology annotation, cellular component: Golgi membrane; COPII-coated ER to Golgi transport vesicle; endoplasmic reticulum membrane. Bases 1 to 708 code for a protein of 235 amino acids. The record is from RefSeq and is a predicted model, not a curated record. Gene Ontology annotation, molecular function: COPII receptor activity. Gene Ontology annotation, biological process: endoplasmic reticulum to Golgi vesicle-mediated transport. Lineage: Eukaryota; Fungi; Ascomycota; Eurotiomycetes; Eurotiales; Aspergillaceae.
AUGUGGAUUCUACCCUUGGUAGGGUAUUUGGGGGUUAUUGUAGGGUUCGCUUUCCUUACGUUAGCGAUAGCCUCCGGCCUUUACUAUCUCUCGGAGCUUGUGGAGGAGCAUACAGUUCUCGCCCGUCGGCUGUUGUACCGGCUGAUAUACAGUAUCAUCGCCGUUCAGAUCCUUCUUUACUUAUUUGACCGAUUUCCUUUCUCCUUGACCGUCCUCAGUAUCGGCUCGCAUAUCGUAUAUGCCAGCAAUCUCCGCCGAUUCCCCAUAGUCAAGCUGUCCGACCCUCUCUUCAUUUUAUCAUGCGGGCUCGUCGGGUUGAAUCAUUGGCUUUGGUUUCGCCACUUUUCACAGCCAUUGCCUUCAUCGCGUGGCGCUAGUAGCUGGCGCCAACCAUAUCAGGUUAACGUGGAGGAUAUGCCAACCUUCACAGAGGUUGCGUCUUAUUUUGGACUCUGUGUCUGGCUGGUUCCAUUCGCGCUCUUCGUCAGCCUCAGCGCGGGCGAUAAUGUCUUGCCUACCAUGGGCUCCGAGUAUGCCACAGGCGACCGUGUGCCUAUUUCGGGGUUCACCCCGGGUACAUUUGCGUCCGACGGAAAGUCCAAGAACAAGGGAAUGGCCAAGGCCCUGGUGGAUGGCGUGCGGGACUGGGUUAAAGAUAACGGGGAAUUGAUGGGUUUCUGGAAGGGUGAACGGGCAAAAGGCUUUUAG